AAAAAUAAAUUGGUUUAUUCAAGCACGUCAUAAAAGUAUUGGAUGUUGGAUACUAGAUGUGUUUAAACAAGUCUAUCUCUGUAAAACUUGAUUUUAGCGUUGGUUGAGUUUAACCUGGCGUUGUGCUUACCAGAUUACUGUUAUCAUGAAUAUAUUCCGGUUUCUUGGAGAUGCUUCACAUUUUGCAGCUAUUAUAAUUUUACUACUGAAGAUUUGGAAAACACGAUCUUGUGCAGGUCUGUCAGGACGUAGUCAAAUUGCAUUCGCUAUUGUAUUCACCACACGUUAUGUUGAUCUUCUGACAUCUUAUGUGUCUCUAUACAAUUCGCUCGCAAAGAUCAUCUUCAUAUUUUCAUCUUAUGCGACAUUGUAUUUAAUAUAUUUUAGAUUCAAGGCCACAUAUGAUGGAAAUCAUGACACGUUUCGUUUGGAGUUCCUUAUUGUUCCGUGCGCUCUAUUGGCAUUGAUUGUCAAUCAUCGUUUUCAAGUUAUCGAAUUGUUGUGGACCUUCUCCAUAUAUUUGGAAUCAGUUGCCAUCCUGCCGCAAUUGUUUCUUAUUAGCAAAACUGGAGAAGCAGAAACCAUCACUUCUCACUACUUAUUUUCGCUUGGUUCUUACCGUGGUCUGUACAUACUCAACUGGAUAUAUCGGUAUUAUGUCCAGAACUAUUAUGAUUUGAUAGCCAUCUCUGCGGGUGUUUUGCAAACUUUACUAUAUUGCGAUUUUUUCUACUUGUACAUAACUAGAGUUAUUAAGGGCAAAGCUUUUGCUCUUCCGGCGUAGUAACGUGACCUAAUAAAUAAGCCGUCCGGAUUCAUGAUAAUGCUAUAGUAUGAACUCCGAUUCCUUUUCGCUUAUUUCUACUGUCGGAUCUGGGAAGCUCCAAAGUACUGUUUAAUCGAAGACUCCAUUUGUGUUCACUGUAUCAGUGGUAAACAAAAUACAGCUGAUCGUUUUCUUAUGCGCUCUUGUUAUUCUAGCAUGUACUUCACAUCUGAAUAAUAUCAAAAACCUUCUUUUUAGCUCCCCUGUGAUUGAUUUUUAAUAAGCUUUUAUCACCGCUUCCAACUGGGCCUCAUCUUCAUUGUACGAAAUGUACUAUUAACUGAGUUCAUGCUACUGUUUUUUUUUACUUUCUGUUAUCCUAAAUUUUCAGUUAAGCAUUUGGUUGCCGUAGAAAAAUUUAUUACAAUAAAACUACACGAGUUGUGUUUUCGAAUGCUUUCA
Messenger RNA from Schistosoma margrebowiei, 1228 nucleotides. NCBI's taxonomy places the organism in Eukaryota, Metazoa, Platyhelminthes, Trematoda, Strigeidida, Schistosomatidae. The record is from the annotation of a GenBank genome assembly.